Molecule: messenger RNA, 560 nt
Organism: Xyrauchen texanus (razorback sucker)
Lineage: Eukaryota; Metazoa; Chordata; Actinopteri; Cypriniformes; Catostomidae
Product: cytochrome c oxidase subunit 6B1-like
Exons: 4
Coding region: 38-298 (86 amino acids)
Cellular component (GO): respiratory chain complex IV; mitochondrion
Source: RefSeq, a predicted model, not a curated record
GUUUAAGGACACAGCUGAAGGCCGACUGUCUUUGAAGAUGGCUGAUGUUAUUGAGGACAAGAUCAAGAACUACAGAACGGCUCCAUUCGAUGCCCGUUUCCCAAACACCAACCAGACACGAAACUGUUUUCAGAAUUACGUCGACUUUCACAGGUGUAGUAAGGCUUUGUCGAGCAAAGGACAGGACACUUCUCCCUGUGAAUGGUAUCAGAGAGUCUACAAGAGCCUGUGCCCAAUGAGCUGGUUGGAGAAAUGGGAUGGCCAGAUCGAGGAUGGAAGCUUUCCUGGAAAGAUCUAAAUGUUUGCUGUUACUUUCAAUCUAUGGACUCUCAAUGAUUUGUAGAGUACAUCAUAAUAUUAUUAUCCAGUGUUGAUGUUGUCUUUGGUAAUGGUUUGCAAGCUUGAGGAUAAAUUCUCAUUCUGAGAGAAACUGCGUCAUAUGACCUUUUGAUCUUCAAUAUUUUGAGGUCAUAACAUGGCAUCACUCUUACGGUUGCAAGAUACUUAAAAAAUAAAGAUGCACAAUUUCAACCAAUAUUGGUGUUGUAUUUGCGUUACCG